Messenger RNA from Eutrema salsugineum, 891 nucleotides. RefSeq lists its product as uncharacterized. Lineage: Eukaryota; Viridiplantae; Streptophyta; Magnoliopsida; Brassicales; Brassicaceae. The transcript has a single exon. The coding region runs from base 1 to 891 and encodes 296 amino acids. The record is from RefSeq and is a predicted model, not a curated record.
AUGCCUCCCAUUGUCUCCCGCCGCGACCGGACACCCCGAGGCCUAGUCCCUAUAAACCCUAAUCACAACUUCGCCUUAGACAUAGCUUCCAACGCCAUGCUCGAGCUCGGUUCCAGCCACCCCUUCACCACCGUCCAUCGUCCCCGUUUCUGCUCUUUCGUCCCCGACGCUCAAAUGCUAUUCAACGUCCUCGGAAUCUGCGAUCAGCUCAUGAGCACAACUCCACAGUUUCUCCGAUCUUCUCCUUCCUGGCUCCCAAUCGUCUCCCACCUCUACAUCUCUCUCCUCUGGAACUUCACAAUCCUCCGCAAUUUCGUAGAUUCCAAACUAAAAAUCGAAACUUCCGUUCAAUACGUUCAGAUCUUAAAAGACCUCGAAUUCGUCAAUCGAUGUGUAAUCCCUGGACCUUUAGUCCCUUUCUUCCAAUCACUAGCUUCCUUUAAUGGCCGUCUCCACGACAUAUCUCCGAUCAUACCUGACUUCAACGAUCUCUGGAACGCUUCCGGGUUUCACCCAAACUCCGAUUACGCAAGACAGAUCCCUAUACCUGUCAUCAUCCUCGACCAGCUUUACCACUUCGCCACUUACAACAACGAAGAAGAAGACGACGAAGAUUGCUUUAACUUUCUAUGGUACAGUAACAUCUUCUCUCAGAGCAUCGGCGUUCACAACAAGCUUAACCGCAUCGGUCCACAGCUCUGCGGUUCGUUAUUCGCACCGCGUCAGCAAUCCGCCGCCGCUCGAGCUUUCUGGAGCUCCGCCUUCGAAUCCGGACUCGGAUUCACACGUGUCGACGCAAAGGAAGCUCCUUUCACGUCGAUCGAUAACCUCCUCGGAUUCAAAAGGGAUUGGAGAAGAAGCCGAAAAGUACGCUCUUGUGGCUCACACUAA